Molecule: messenger RNA, 993 nt
Organism: Cicer arietinum (chickpea)
Lineage: Eukaryota; Viridiplantae; Streptophyta; Magnoliopsida; Fabales; Fabaceae
Product: NAC domain-containing protein 83-like
Biological process (GO): regulation of DNA-templated transcription
Molecular function (GO): DNA binding
Source: RefSeq, a predicted model, not a curated record
AAUUGCUAUGAAUUUCCUAUCUUCACUUAAUUUGAGUUUGUCAAUACUCUAAAUUAAGUGUGACCUUCUUCUCCUACUUUUUUUCUUCCUUUGGUUGUUAAAUUUAAUUUAAGAGUAAAAUAUUUUGAGGAAAUUAAUUAAUUUUAGUAUUUAAUUAAGCAAAUGGAAAAAUUGAAUUUUAUAAAAAAUGGAGUGAGUAGAUUGCCACCUGGUUUUCGUUUCCAACCAACAGAUGAAGAGCUUGUUUUUCAGUAUUUGAAAUGUAAGAUCUUCUCAUGUCCCUUGCCUGCUUCCAUCAUUCCUGAGAUCAAUGUAUGCAAGUAUGAUCCUUGGGAUUUACCAGGAGGUUGUGAUGAACAAGAGAGACACUUUUUCAGCUGGAAGGAAGCUAAAUAUCGAAAUAGUAAACGCAUGAUGAGCAGAACAACCAAAUGUGGGUAUUGGAAGGCAACAGGGUCAGACAAAAAAAUUUCAUCACCAACUUGUAAUGGCAUUGUUGGCCUAAGAAAAACUCUUGUUUUCUAUGAAGGAAAAUCCCCAAAUGGUUCUAGAACUGAUUGGAUCUUGCAUGAAUAUCGUCUCAUCAAUGUAGAUACUAGUCCUUGCAACUCAACCCAGAAUUACUAUGGAAAUGAGAUAGGAGAUUGGGUUUUGUGUCGCUUAUCAAUGAGGAAAAAAAGUUUAGAAAGUGAAUAUGGAAGCACAAGUACUCAUCAUGCUCCUUCAAAAUUAAUGUUUGAUUUUAUGAUGGUAAGUAACAAGACAUGUUCUUCUACGUCCUCUUCAUGUUCAAGUUCCAGUAUUAACAACAUCGAGGUCUCUUCAAAUGCACCAGAUCAUCAACAAGAUUAUACUCAUUUUUAAUUAAGAGAGCACCCUUUUAUAAUAUGAUUAUCAGAUGCAUGCUUGUUUCCUAGCUAUUAAAAUCAAAAUAUUGUAAUAUGCUUAUUGUUCUUGUUUUCAAUUAAAUAAUAGUAAUUUCAUUUAGUUAGA